CUUGUUUCAAAUCCGUUUUAAUCCGUUCAUCUUCCACACUCGUGACCACUCGGAGGAGGUAACGCACCGAUUUGUUGCAUGUUGUUUGUCAAAGGGGAGAGCUUGAAAUCAGUUGGCUCUGGACUGUCGUGUAAACAUGGGGUUGCAAACUCAAGCCCUUGUUACUGCUAAAUGGCUCGCAAACAUGGUCAACCGCAAUCUUGUCGGACCGCGUCUGCGGGUCCUGGACACGUCCUGGUACCUACCGAUGAUGGGACGAGACGGCAAGAAGGAGUUUGCACGAUCUCACAUCCCAGGAGCGUCUUUUUUCGACAUAGACGAGUGCUCGGACAGGAACUCAAAGUUUGAUCAUACGCUGCCCACCGAGCAGUUUUUCGCAGACUACGUGGGGAACCUGGGCAUCGGGACUGACAGCCAUGUGGUUGUUUACGACGCCAGUGACUUUGGAGCAUUUUCUUGCACCAGGGUUUGGUGGAUGUUUCGGUUGUUUGGACAUCCUCAAGUGUCGGUGCUUAACGGGGGGUUCAGGGACUGGGUGAGGGAGGGGUACCCUGCCUCAAGCGCGCACACCAGGCCUGAAGCAGCGCGCUUCACCGCCACUAUGAACCGCUCCUGGGUGAAGUCGUUUGAGGACAUCACAGAGAAUAUUGCGUCUCAGCGGUUCCAGGUCGUGGAUGUGCGGCCCCGUGAAAGGUUUCAUGGGAGAGAACCAGAACCAAGAGAGGGUGUCCAGCCGGGUCACAUCCCCGGCUCCCAAUGCAUGCCUUUCCUUGAGUUUCUCGAUGAUGACGGCAUGAUGCUCUCCACGGAGAAGCUGAAGAAGUUCUUCGAGGAGUCAAAAGUAGACCUGAACAAGCCGAUCUGUGGAUCCUGUGGCUCCGGUGUGACCGCCUGUCACAUGGUGCUGGCGGCUCAUCUGUGCGGGUUCCCAGGGGCCUCUGUGUAUGACGGCUCCUGGUACGAGUGGUUCACCAAGGCUCCACCGGAGCAUGUUGUCUCCGAUGUCAAACGCAAGCUCUGAAGGAGGCCGAAGACGUGACAAAGUCUCACUUACAAAUCAGCAUUUAACAAAAUCACUUUGUGUUACUGAAUGAUUUAUCGCACAUUAAGCCUUAUCAUAAAUAUUUUAACAUCCAGAAAUAAGCAGAGAUAUGCACCUUAAACCUAUGCUGUGUGUGCUUGUUAGAGGAUUUGAAUGUGGAUUUAACACACAUUCUAUACUUGAUUGUGAAACAAGGCUGUUUGAUAAAGGACUGUUUGUUGGCAGCUUAGAAGCAAGUUUGAACUCAAUUUGACUUUUGUUGGAUUGAAAGUCACAGCUUUCUUAUAUGUUGGAACAAGUGAAAAGAAAUGACUGCUGGUGCUGCCAGAACACCAUAACAGAAUACUUGUUUUUCUGGCUUAUUUGACAUAUUUCCUGCUAAAUCUUGAAUAUGAAAAGCUUUUUGCCACUCUAGCACCUUAUUAAGAAAUGGCACAACCUGGUGGUGCUUUAGAGGAAGUGCACUUUUAAAAAAUAUAUGCAUGCCCUCUAUCUCAGUUAUAAACUAAUGACCACUUAAGCAGGUAAAUGCACUUUGUUCCAAAGAAUCUUGAUAUGUGAUUUAAAUGUAAUCUAUUUUUUUAUA
Molecule: messenger RNA, 1628 nt
Organism: Anoplopoma fimbria (sablefish)
Lineage: Eukaryota; Metazoa; Chordata; Actinopteri; Perciformes; Anoplopomatidae
Product: 3-mercaptopyruvate sulfurtransferase-like
Exons: 2
Coding region: 137-1021 (294 amino acids)
Biological process (GO): transsulfuration
Cellular component (GO): mitochondrion
Molecular function (GO): thiosulfate-cyanide sulfurtransferase activity
Source: RefSeq, a predicted model, not a curated record